This is a messenger RNA of Salmo salar (Atlantic salmon), 3476 nucleotides long. It is a transcript of the gene pank1b, whose product is annotated as pantothenate kinase 1b. Gene Ontology annotation, biological process: coenzyme A biosynthetic process. NCBI's taxonomy places the organism in Eukaryota, Metazoa, Chordata, Actinopteri, Salmoniformes, Salmonidae. The record is from RefSeq and is a predicted model, not a curated record. Gene Ontology annotation, cellular component: nucleus; cytosol. Gene Ontology annotation, molecular function: pantothenate kinase activity; ATP binding.
UGGUUAACUCGGAAGCUGCUGCAGGAGAUGAGCAUGAAGAAGCAAAAUGAACGACAGUGACCUCAGCCGAACGUCCUAGCAGUUGCUGCAUUGUUCCACUAUCCACUUCGACGCAAGGGCCAUCAUUAUUUUCUGUCGCAAUAGAUAUUUACCAAAUAGCCUGACAUCGGUCCUUUUGAAGAAACAUCGCGGAGGAAAGCGGAUUAAUUGUCUGAAACUGCCCGCUAGUGCUUUCCCUGCGCCCCAAAAAAUGGAUAACGUUAAUGGCAAAGCAUCGGAUCAGAAAAGAACAGGCGUUUGCCAAGAUAAUGGUUUGACAAAUGGAUUCCAUCCUACACAAACUGGCAACGGGAGCUGCAGUGCCUUAGGUUCAAAUGGAACCAGUACCAGUGGCGGCUGUUAUAGUAGUAGUAGUAGUAGUAGUAGUAGUAGUAGUAGUAGUAGUAGUAGUAGUAGUGGCCAUAAUGGAAUUGAACAUUUCCACGAUCUUCAGGUCCAGGAAGACGUCCAUAGUAAUGGGUCGCCUCCAAAGCGGUGUAGACUCAGAAGAAGAAUGGAUUCUGGCAAGAAGAGUAGACCGCCCUUCCCCUGGUUUGGGAUGGACAUCGGCGGCACCCUGGUGAAGCUGGUCUACUUCGAGCCCAAGGACUUCACGGCAGAGGAGGAGGAGGUGGAGAGCCUGAAGAGCAUCCGCCACUUCCUGACCUCCAAUGUGGCCUACGGCAACACAGGCAUCCGCGACGUCCACCUGGAGCUCAAGAACCUAACCAUGUGCGGCCGGAAGGGAAACCUGCACUUCAUCCGCUUCCCCACCCAGGACAUGCUAGGCUUCAUCCAGAUGGGCCGAGAUAAGAACUUCUCCAGCCUGCACACCACACUCUGCGCCACUGGCGGAGGGGCCUACAAGUUUGAGGACGACUUUAGGACGAUCGCCAACCUAAAGCUCCAGAAGCUGGAUGAACUGGACUGUCUCAUCCAGGGUCUUCUCUAUGUGGACUCUGUGGGGUUCAAUGGCCAUCCAGAGUGCUACUUUUUCGAGAACCCCUCCGACCCCGAGAGUGAGAACUGUGUCAAGAAAACGUGUUGCCUUGACAACCCCUUCCCCAUGUUGUUGGUAAACAUUGGCUCAGGCGUCAGCAUGCUGGCAGUCUAUUCGAAGGACAACUACAAACGGGUCACAGGCACCAGUUUGGGAGGUGGGACGUUCCUAGGCCUAUGCUGCUUGCUGACUGGCUGCGAGACUUUUGAGGAGGCCCUGGAAAUGGCGGCGAAGGGGGACAGCAGCAACGUGGACAAACUGGUGAAGGACAUCUACGGAGGAGACUAUGAACGCUUCGGUCUCCAGGGGUCUACUGUUGCAUCUAGUUUUGGUCAUAUGAUGAGCAAGGAGAAGCGUGACAGCAUCAGUAAGGAGGACCUAGCCCGAGCCACUCUCGUCACCAUCACCAACAACAUUGGCUCUAUUGCUCGUAUGUGUGCGGUUAAUGAGAAAAUUGAAAGAGUGGUGUUUGUUGGGAAUUUCCUGAGAAUCAAUACUGUCUCAACGAAGCUGCUUGCUUAUGCCAUGGAUUUUUGGUCCAAAGGACAAUUAAAAGCUCUCUUCUUAGAGCAUGAGGGUUAUUUCGGGGCUGUCGGUGCCUUCCUGGAGCUACUGAAAAUGACGGACGACCUUUAAGACAGACAGACGGAUGCAGACGAAACCCUAACUCUCACCACAAGACGUUGCUGCUCUACAGUUCCGGAAAAGCCACUGACUGGCCAAAAUGGUGGAAAAGCCACUGAUUGGCCGAAAUGGUGGAAAAGCCACUGAUUGGCCGAAAUGGUGGACAAGCCACUGAUUGGCCAAAAUGGUGGACAAGCCACUGACUGGCCAAAAUGGGGAAAAGCCAUUUGAAUAAUUUAACUGUUUUAAGAGGUUCUGCUAAUUAUCCUCCUCCUUGUCUGCUGAUGUUUUAGAAAACAGAUUUUUAAUAUUAUGAAUACAGGCUGGAGGAGAUGAGGUUGGCAUUUUGUUUGCCACUUUAAAGUAAACCUUUGUGGUACUUCCUGUUUAUAAAAACCCUAACUGUAUAUUGUGUGCUUAAGCCAAACGCUACUGGUCCCUGAUCGUAUGUGUGUUUUGGUUCCAUAUUCGUUAUUUUAUUUUUACAAGAUGUAAGUAGUUAAAUUGAUCUUUAAAUUAGGAGCAUUAGCUUUCAACUAGCCUUCACACUUUUUUUCCUAAUCAAUCAUCCUAACCUAUUGUUCUGUGAUAUGAUUUGAGAUAUAAUCAAAUGUAUUAUCCUACUGUACAUGUGAAUAGUAAGCAGUUACUAUAUCAACUGGUUUGGCCAAUUUGUGAAAUUUUGACCAUUAAGCAGUAGCUAAAUUUGACAUAAAAUGUUGCGGGUUGAUUUUGUGUAAUAAUACGCUGCAAUACCUCAUAGAACAUUUUACAUAAUGGAUAUUUUUUAUCAGUAGCAGUGGAAUGACAGUUCCCCAAAUCCUUCCUCUGCAUUCACUUUAAUGCAGUAUUCUGUCUCUCCUUCCCUAUUCCAUGCCUUAUAAUUCUGUCACUGUUUAAAUGAAACCGUUAACUUUGGGACCAAGCAUUCAGUACUAAAUGAUCCUCAGAAACUUCACAAAGUAGAUGUUUUUCAUCAGAAAAGCCGACUCACUGACAUGGACUAGCCUAGCAGGUGCGAUACAAAGUGUCCUUUGUGAGUCAUGCGAUUCCAAACCUUUACAUGAAGGGACUUUUUCAGAGAUCUAAAAAUAGUUAAUUCUAGCAUUUCUGUUUUCAUUCUCAUCAAAGAGGGUGUCCAUUUAUGCCUGACUUCCUACCUGUAAUAAUCAGUAUGUGUUUUAUGAUUGUAAUUUAAUAUGUUUUGGAUGUACUGUAUUGAGUACUCUAGUCGAAAGGAGAUUUGAUUCUCCUACCGUUAACUCUUGGUUAAAUUUCAUGACAUUUCAUGAUGGCAUUUUGGUUUCAAGUGAAACUGCAUAGCUGGCCUGUGAACCGCUGUGUGCUGCAUACCCUUCUGCCUUCCUGCCCUCUUCAGAGGGUCCCGUGACCAUCCUUCUCAUCCAAACGAUACACCCAGGCUGCGUCUAAAAUGGCACCCUAUUCCCUAUAGUACGAUACUUUGGAACAGAUCACGCUGUUCCCUAUAUAGUGCUCUACUUUUGACGAGGACCCAUGAUUUUGGCCAAAAGUAGUGCACUAUAUAGGGAAUAUGGUGCCAUCUUGGACUCAUACCCAGACUCACUUAGCUAACAUCAUACAUCUUUGUUUUUAAUUCCAAUGCAACCUGUGGGAGUUUUCAGCUGUACGUUAGGACAGAUGUUCAAAUGUGCUUUAUGCUUCAUUACUGUAUAGAACAUGGCGAAUAAUAAUAUAUGUAACUCAGAACCUGAUUGAACUGGAUUACUGACCUGGGCCAUGCUAUAUAUUCAGCCGUGCUUCAUUGUCGUCAUUAAAACUGUUCUCUAAACUG